GUCUGAGACCCUGAGGCCGCUGCAGCACCUGAGGAGGAAGUAUCUUUUCCUGCUCCCUGAAACAGAAACCGAUGGGACAAUGUGGAAAGAUGUAUUCAGAGUCCUCCUCCUCUCUCCCUACAUAUGCUAUGCAGCGGGGCAACAAGUGUUUUGCGUUCACCCCCUGGGGGAAACUGGUAGGAAGAAGAAGAGGAGGAAGAGGAGGAGGGUAUGUUGCUCAAACAGACCAGCAGGAGAUGAAAUCGGACUCAACCAACAGAGAGGAGCAGCAGAAGACAUCCGAGCUUCGAUGAUAAAAACAGAGAGGCAGAACGGGGAAGACGCUGAAGAGUUUUGACCUUUAAUCAUAGGAGCCGAGUUCUUCAUUCAGGUGCGGCAGCAAAUCUCUCAUCAUCAGAUCAGAUCCAGAGGCUGGAGAAGAGGAAGCAAAGUGGGGACACACAGCCCAGCGUGGACAGCAGCACUAUGGGAAUGAAAGACAACGACCGUGGUCUGUGGAGAGAUGGUGAUGAUUCUAAAACAGAUCUCCACACUGAAGGAAAGACCAGAUGCUUCAACCAGGGCACACACCAGACCUCCCCAGAAGCGUGUUCAAUGCAGCCUGAGGACGACUCGCUCCGCCUCAAAUCUGCUUCUCUUGGUGAAAGCGCUGUCACUGCUGAUGAUGACGGAGUAAAGAGGAGUCACAAGGGAGAGAGCUGCGAGAACGACGAGGAGGGCCACCUGGUCUAUCACAUCGGCCUUGUGAUGAAUGAAAGAUAUGAGGUGGUCUCUACGCUGGGGGCAGGAGCCUUUGGGAAAGUAGUGGAGUGUAUUGAUAGACACAGAGACGAGCACGUGGCCGUGAAGAUCGUGAGGAACAUCGACUGUUUCCGUGAAGUGGCGAAAUCUGAGAUCGCAGUGCUGGAGGAGAUCAACAGCCUGGAUGAUGACAACAGAUUUGCCUGCGUGAGGAUGCUGGACUGGUUCGAGCACGAAGGUCACAUCUGCAUCGUGUUCGAGCUGCUCGGCCUCAGCACCUUCGAGUUCCUGCGGAGGAACCAGUUCCUGCCGUUCAGCGUGGAGCAGAUCAGGCACAUGGCCUUCCAGAUCUUCAGAGCCAUCUGCUUCCUGCAUCGUAACAAACUGACGCACACGGACCUGAAGCCAGAAAACAUCCUGUUUGUGUCCUCGGAGUAUGAUGACAAGAUGGAGAGGAAACUGAGGAGUCUGGAUGUGAAGGUGGUGGAUUUCGGCACUGCCACAUUCGACCAUGAACACCACGAAUCCCUGGUGUCGACCCGCCACUACCGAGCUCCAGAAGUCAUACUGGAUCUGGGCUGGAACCAGUCCUGUGAUGUUUGGAGUUUGGGCUGUGUUCUCAUGGAGUUUUACCUGGGACAUACACUCUUCCCGACCCAUGACAGUAAAGAACAUCUGGCCAUGAUGGAGAAAGUCCUCGGACCGAUUCCCGUCCACCUGCUGAAACAGACCAGAAAGCAGCAUUACGUUCACAAUGAGCAUCUGAACUGGGACAGGCAGAGCUCCUCUGACAAUUACAUCAGGAAACACUGUAAACCUCUAAAGAAGUACAUGCAGAGGAAGAGUGAGGAGGAGCGGCAGCUGUUCGACCUGCUCAGCUGCAUGUUGGAGUACGACGUCUCCCGGCGGAUCACCCUGGAGGAGGCGCUGUGGCACCCGUUCUUCAGCCCGAUGAGGCCGCAAAAGCAUCAGCGUAGUUAGCACAAACACACACAAAAACAUCCUGUAUAUAUAUUUAUAUAUUCAGCAUCUACCUCAGGCUGUAUUUUUCAGCAUUGCGAUUGCUAAACUCUUUGGGUUUAUCGUUCUGAAUUGAUGAUUUGGAAGAUUUUCAUUGACAUUUACAGUCAUAAUAUCAGUUGUGGUGAGCAUUCCUGUUUAUUUAAGACACAUUUACAGUCUGCAUGUCGUUGUAAAAAGUCCAUUUUAAUGCAGAGCAAUUCCAUGUUUUCCAUCAUCGAUUCUUGAGUCAUUUGUGUUAGCGAUUUGUUAAUAGAUAUUUUGCAUUUU
This is a messenger RNA of Lates calcarifer (barramundi perch), 2031 nucleotides long. Its product is annotated as dual specificity protein kinase CLK4. The coding region runs from base 466 to 1722 and encodes 418 amino acids. Gene Ontology annotation, biological process: protein phosphorylation; regulation of RNA splicing. NCBI's taxonomy places the organism in Eukaryota, Metazoa, Chordata, Actinopteri, Centropomidae. The record is from RefSeq and is a predicted model, not a curated record. Gene Ontology annotation, cellular component: nucleus. Gene Ontology annotation, molecular function: protein tyrosine kinase activity; ATP binding. The transcript has 15 exons.